UAUCACUGGCUCGGUGCACAACCAUCAACGUUGAUACGAUUUUGUGUUGCAAUAUUAUAUAGUUGAUGAGUCGAGCGUAACUUUUUUUUUGUAAAGUUUUCAAUCGAAAGAACGGACUUCCUGUUUUGUUGAAAAGAAAUUCAAUUCUUUUGGUUUUUCAAAGUGUUGGAAUUUAGUUGAAGUUAAAACCAAGGAUGAUGAAGUGCAAAAAAAGUUACUUUGUGUUCUGCUUAGUUUUUCUAAUUAGUGAUAGCAGAUGCAGCGACCCUAAUUCAGACAAAUACAUCACCGCAUCGAAAGCGGAAUGUUUUUCGUCGAAAAAUUUGUUCUCGUGCAUCAAAUAUAAGACGGCACGGUUUAUUUGGUCGGUGGCAGCUGGUAAAAUCCAGUUAAUUAAAAAUCCUUUGAACAGUGAACAUUUUAAUCUCGUCAGAAUUACGAAUGAUGGGGAAGAAAAAGAGUUUUCGGAAUAUAGAUACGAGCAAGACGUCCCUGAAUCGACCAAAGCAUUAUCGUUCCUAAAGAGAUCCGUUCACAUGUUCCUAGCAACGCAUGGUUUUCAAAUAUCGUUUGGGAAGGACACCGGAGCCCGACUGAUCAGUGAUCCAGAGUCUGAUGAUGUAGCAGAUGAAUAUCGCGGUAAGAAGAAACGUAAGCUUCAGCUCGUUCUUCCACUUCUUAUUUUGUUGAAAAUGGUCAAAAUAAAAGUGUUGUUACUUACUGUAUUAUUGGGUAUCGGUAGCAUACAGUUGCUUCUGGUCGCUGGCGGUAUACUUUUGUUUCAUUACUUCAAACACACUACCCACUGCAAAGUACAAGGGCUACCGAUACACUCUCAUAGUCACAUAAUUGAAUCGGAACCCGAGCCAUAUUCCACCUACACUGGAUAUCACUAUUCCCAACCGUCGUACCACAGUUCAGGUUCAUAUGCAAAGGAUUGGGCGAGUAGCAGGGCAUACAGUGCAUUUAAUAAUUAUAUGGACACACCGCAUUCCAGCUCAUAAUAAUAACUUAGCAUAAAGCUUAAAGAUAUUUCAAUAAAAUUACUUUUUUAUCA
Bradysia coprophila is the source of this 1057-nucleotide messenger RNA. RefSeq names its product Osiris 1 (gene Osi1). Gene Ontology annotation, cellular component: membrane. NCBI's taxonomy places the organism in Eukaryota, Metazoa, Arthropoda, Insecta, Diptera, Sciaridae. The record is from RefSeq and is a predicted model, not a curated record.